Molecule: messenger RNA, 830 nt
Organism: Diachasmimorpha longicaudata
Lineage: Eukaryota; Metazoa; Arthropoda; Insecta; Hymenoptera; Braconidae
Product: cytochrome c oxidase subunit 4 isoform 1, mitochondrial-like
Exons: 4
Coding region: 152-664 (170 amino acids)
Biological process (GO): mitochondrial electron transport, cytochrome c to oxygen
Source: RefSeq, a predicted model, not a curated record
UUCGUGGUUCACAUUUCUUCCGGGUCGAUAGAACUGGAGUUUCUGGAAUCUCUUAGAAAUUCUCUUUGUUCGUGGUCUAAUUUUAAUGGCUGCGUAGACCGUCGGUCGCUCAUCCUCCACUGACUUUUCGAACGCACCUCGGAGCACGAAAAUGGCAGGCAGGUGCCUUGUGACGGUUUUGCGAAGGGGAAGGCCGGCAGGCGUGAGGGCCUAUUCAUCUCACGAUGAACCCCCAUUAAAUUACAAAAUUGGUAAACGCGAGGUAGUGGGUUAUGGUUCAAAUGGUACCGAAUGUUACUUGGAUCUGCAAUCGGUCCCCAUGCCCGCCAUACGGUUCAAGGAAAUCACCCCUGAUCUUCAGGUCAUCAGAGAUAAAGAGAAGGGUGACUGGAAGAAACUUACGAUCCAGGAGAAAAAGGAACUUUACCGUGCGAGCUUCUGUCAGACGUUCGUUGAGAUGGACGCACCAAGUGGAGAGUGGAAGGCAAUCUUAGGUGGUGUUUGCUUCGGUGUGGGACUUGCUGUGCUUCUUUUCACGGGUGUCAAGAAGUUUGUUUAUCCACCACUACCAGUCACCUUUGAUAUGGAACAUCAAACCGCCCAGUUCGAGCGUAUGAGGCAGUUAGACAUGAAUCCAAUUCAGGGUAUGAACAGACGUACGUAAAUUCACGUCUACUUGUAUCAUAAAACAUAUGAAAAUGAUUUUAGCUUAAGUCAUUGGUAGACGAAAGUUGUAAUUAAAACAUUUGCAAUGCUAAGUAUUCUGUAAUAAUGUAUAAGGCAUUCAGGAAAAUCAAAUAAAAUGCCAUUUCUCUACUAUAAAGAAAAAA